Molecule: messenger RNA, 1851 nt
Organism: Clonostachys rhizophaga
Lineage: Eukaryota; Fungi; Ascomycota; Sordariomycetes; Hypocreales; Bionectriaceae
Source: the annotation of a GenBank genome assembly
AUGCAUGCCAUUAAGACAUUGGUCCUCGUUGGCCUUGCUGCCGCUCAGUUUCCGCCAAGGCCUGAGGGGCGAAAGGUUUUGCGAUCCAAGUUUCAUGAGAAUGUGACCAUUUCAUACAAAGAGCCAAAUAUCUGUGAGCUAGAGGACUCGGCAAAGUCCUACGCCGGGCACGUUCAUCUCCCACCCGGUUUGCUAAACGAUAUCAAUGGAGAAAAACAAGAGUAUCCCAUCAAUACGUUCUUCUGGUUCUUUGAGUCGCGCUCUGCACCACAUGAUGCUCCUCUUGCAAUCUGGCUCAAUGGUGGACCUGGAGGCUCAUCUCUACUCGGCCUCUUUGCUGAGAAUGGUCCCUGCACGGUGAAAAACGACUCAACAACCACCGAAUACAAUCCUUGGAGCUGGAAUAACUUUGUCAACAUUCUUUACAUUGAUCAGCCGAAUCAAGUGGGCUUCUCAUAUGAUGUGCCCACUAACGGCACGAUGAACCCGGAAUAUGAUACGAUCACCGUCGCCGACUUCUCUGAAACUAUUCCCGAGAGCAACUUUACCUCACGGAUCGGUACCUUCUCUAGCCAGAAGGCCUCUAACACAGCAAAUAGCACAGAUCAGGCCGCCCAUGCACUUUGGCACUUCGCUCAAAUCUGGUUUUCUGAGUUCCCACACUACAAGCCUGACGAUGACAAGAUCAGUCUCUGGACAGAGAGCUACGGGGGCCACUACGGCCCAGGGUUUAUGAGGUUUUUCCAGGAACAGAAUGAAAAAAUAACAAACGGAACAAUCGAGGAGGAAGAUGCCCAUUAUCUUCACCUUGACACUCUCGGGAUUGUGAACGGACUGGUAGAUAUUGUCUUACAGGGGGAGGCAUGGAUUGAAUUCCCAUAUAAUAACACAUAUGAGAUACAAGUGUUUAACGAAUCCCUUCACGAGGCGCUCAUGACAAAUUGGACCACUCCCGGGGGCUGCAAAGAUCAAUUGCUUGCCUGCCAGGACAGAUUGAGCGCGUUUGACGUCAACACAAGCAAUCGCGGAUCUGUCGACGUGAAGGAAAUAUGUGCUAUCGAACCAUGGUGUGAUCUUCAGAGUGUCAAUCUCUACAACGACUUGGGCCACGGCUUUUAUGAUAUUGCCCACCCGCGGGCUGACCCUUUCCCUCCAUACCAUAUUUUAGGUUAUCUCAGCCAGGAGCGUGUACUCGCCGCCAUCGGUUCCCCCGUCAACUUCACCGCCAUAUCCAUGACCACUAACUCAAUCUUCAUGAGCACUAAUGAUUUUAUUCACGGAGGAUUCCUCGAUGCCAUGGCCUAUCUCCUCGAUUCAGGCGUAAGUAUCCAUAUGAUCUAUGGUGAUCGUGACUAUGCUUGCAGUUGGAUCGGAGGAGAAGCAGCCUCCCUCGCCGUCCCAUAUUCCCGCCAGGCUGAUUUCAUCAAGUCCUCCUACGGCAAGUUCCAAAUUUCCGACGGGGAUGAUGGCUUUGCCGGUAUAACACGCCAAAUGGGUAACUUUUCCUUCACACGUCUCUUCCAAGCUGGACACAUGGUACCGUCGUACCAGCCAGCAGCCGCCUACGAGCACUUCAUGCGGGCGGCCUUCCAUAAGGAUAUUUUUACCGGAACAACCCGGGUACACGACAAUCUGCAGAACGGUGGGGAGGUGUUUGACCGCUGGUUGAAGAAUCCCGCACCAGAGUGGGUAGCACCUCAGUGCUAUGUGCUGGAACCUAGCACUUGUACCGAGGAAGUAUGGGCAAAGGUGAAGGAGGGUAAGGCGAAGGUCGAGAAUUAUUACGUCGUUGAGAUUAUUGAUCAACCGGGGGAGGCACAGAAGGAGCAUCUUGAGAAUGACGAGCUGUAA